UGUGUUCACCAUCAGAAGAAAAAAGGGCUCAAAGACAAGAUGAACAGUCCCAAGAAAGAAAAGGCAAUGCCACAAGCAUCUGUUAGUGAAAGCAGACCCAGCUCUCCAAUUGCAUACCAAAAUCCAAUGUUCACCUCUGACAUGCAGGGAGGCCCUAGGCUUCCGCCAGCCAGUGCAAGGCAGUCUCAAGAGACAUUCCCCAUGGCGACCCAGCCAAGCAAACCACAACGCUAUGUCCCUGGCCAGCCCUCAAGGAAUAAUGCAUCCUAUAACCCCUAUGCCGAGCCCCAGCCCACCAGGAACCCAUAUGAGCCACAAAACAGAUAUGAUGAUUACAGGAGACCCACAGACUCCCCCAACAUGACAAAUGGCAUGACGAGAGGUGGCAUGUCUGGAUUUUCCCAACCAAGUCUGGCUGCACCACCCUAUGGCACCCCAGACUACAACAGUUCCAGGCCGCUGUUUCCUCGGGCUCAGGUGACACGACCAUAUUGA
This is a messenger RNA of Megalops cyprinoides (Indo-Pacific tarpon), 495 nucleotides long. Its product is annotated as protein transport protein sec31-like. The coding region runs from base 40 to 495 and encodes 151 amino acids. The record is from RefSeq and is a predicted model, not a curated record. NCBI's taxonomy places the organism in Eukaryota, Metazoa, Chordata, Actinopteri, Elopiformes, Megalopidae. The transcript is spliced from 5 exons.